AAACCAACCCCCCUUGCUUCCAUUCCUCCUCCCUCUCCUCCCAAAUGCCGCCUGCCUGCUCCGGUGCUCGCGCGUGAGCGGCUAGGACGACGCGCGAGGCCGAGGGGGGAAGCCAUGGGGGAGACGGAUUUGGAGGACGUGGUGCUCUCCUGGUCGCUCCAGGAGAUCAACGACGACGACCUCUACAGGGGGAAGGUUGAGACUAUUCCCUGCAACUUCAAGUCACUUGAUCACUAUCUCGCAUCGUACCGUGUGCCUCUGAUUGAAGAAACAAGGUCAGAUCUGUGCUCAUGCCUUGAACUCAUCAGUCAAGCACCCUCGUCCAAAAUACUUUCCAUGGAGGUAGCAGGAAAGUCGGGAUCAUACUUCAUGGAUGUGGACUUUUGGGACAAUGAUGCUGGUUUCUCUACUGGGGCUUAUUCUGCCAGGAAUGGUGACAUCUUUAUUUUGUCUAGCAUAAAACCUGAAGCUGCAGAGGACUUAAACCGCCAUGGUGUCACAUAUUGCUUGGCAAUGGUUACUGAGGUUUCAAUGGAUGAUGAAUACCAGAAGGGCUUCAGAGUCAAAGUUGAAAAGAAUAUUGAUUUGGAAGAAGACUUGAACAAACUCAAACAUGCAAUAUUUCUCAAUAAUAUCACCACAAACAUACGUAUAUGGAAAGCACCUACCUUCGAUGCACACAUGAAUGGCAAUUUCACAAUAAUCAAGUUGCUCUUAGCCCCCACAAAUCUGGGUGAGGAUAUUUGCGGUAUGUGUGUUAAGCAGGAUGGGGGCUCUUUGGCUUCUUUCACAGAGCAAUUGCUGUCGGUUAUGCUUAAUCAAUCACAAGUGGAUGCUAUUGAAUCUGUCAUCUCAGCUGUACAAUGUGGGCAUGUGAACCUCAUGAAGCUUAUAUGGGGUCCACCAGGCACUGGAAAAACCAAGACGGUUAGCGCUUUACUGUGGGUCUUGGCGUGUUUGAAAUGCAGAACUCUUGCUUGUGCUCCCACAAAUGUUGCUGUUGUUGGAGUUUGCACUCGUUUCCUUCAAAACUUGAAGGAUUUCAAUCAGCACACUGACAACAUUGGUCUACCUACUUCUCUUGGAGAUAUCUUGUUAUUUGGAAGCAGGUCUAACAUGGACAUCACCAAGGAUCUUCAGGAGGUUUUCUUGGAUUUUCGUGUCGACGAACUUGUGGAAUGCUUUUCAUCGUUGUCUGGAUGGAACAGCAGAAUAGCUUCAAUGAUAUCCUUUUUUGAAGACUCUGCUUCACGGUAUGAUAUGCUUCUUGAGGAUGAUGGCAAAACUGAUCCAGUGUGCUUUCUUGACUUCAUAAAGAAGCAAUUUGACGCUACAGCAAUAGCUCUGAAAAGAUGCAUAAUGAAUUUGUGGGUUCACCUUCCUGGAAGGUGCUUUUCUUGUGAUAGCAUCAUAAAUAUAUCUACAUUGCUUCAUAUGCUGGAAAAUUUUGGCGCCCUUCUGUGCGACGUAGACUUGACUGACGAGGGCUUGAAAAGGGGCCUUGGUUGUCUGUCAGCUGAAAACUCUGUUUGUACACAGCCUAUAUCUUCUAUUGAGAAGGAACUGGAUGGAGCAAGGUCUACAUGCCUCAAAUUGCUUAAAGAUCUGCUACACUCACUUAAUUUACCCACUGGAGUAGACAAAAGCUGGGUUCAGAACUACUGCAUAUGCAAUGCAACACUUCUUUUUCUGUACUACCUCUAGCUCUUAUCAGUUGCAUCACAUGGAGAUUGCACCCCUCGAUGUAUUGAUUGUUGAUGAGGCUGCUCAAGUGCGGGAGUGUGAAUUGGUGAUCCCGCUACGUCUGCAUUGGUUAAAACAUGUUGUUUUGGUAGGAGAUAACUGUCAGCUGAGUGC
Messenger RNA from Aegilops tauschii subsp. strangulata, 1857 nucleotides. RefSeq lists its product as uncharacterized. The record is from RefSeq and is a predicted model, not a curated record. NCBI's taxonomy places the organism in Eukaryota, Viridiplantae, Streptophyta, Magnoliopsida, Poales, Poaceae. Gene Ontology annotation, molecular function: helicase activity.